Messenger RNA from Cebus imitator (Panamanian white-faced capuchin), 1602 nucleotides. RefSeq names its product ubiquitin like 4A (gene UBL4A). The transcript has 4 exons. The record is from RefSeq and is a predicted model, not a curated record. Gene Ontology annotation, biological process: post-translational protein targeting to endoplasmic reticulum membrane. Lineage: Eukaryota; Metazoa; Chordata; Mammalia; Primates; Cebidae. Gene Ontology annotation, molecular function: protein binding. Bases 41 to 532 code for a protein of 163 amino acids.
GGCGCGCGGCGGGGGGUGGUUGCGCUGCGCGCCCGCCCGAAUGGACGCCGCCGCGGCCGCCAUGCAGCUGACGGUGAAGGCGCUGCAGGGCCGCGAGUGCAGCCUGCAGGUGCCGGAGGACGAGCUGGUGUCCACGCUGAAGCAGCUGGUCUCAGAGAAGCUGAACGUCCCCGUGCGCCAGCAGCGGCUGCUCUUCAAGGGCAAGGCCCUGGCAGAUGGGAAACGACUCUCGGAUUAUAGCAUCGGGCCCAACUCCAAGCUCAACCUAGUGGUCAAACCCCUGGAGAAGGUGCUACUAGAAGGCACUGGCCGGAGACUGGCCGACUCCCCACCCCCACAUGUCUGGCAGCUGAUCUCCAAAGUCUUGGCCCGUCACUUCAGCGCGGCAGAUGCCAGCAGGGUCCUGGAACAGCUACAGAGGGAUUACGAGAGGUCCCUGAGCCGACUGACGCUGGACGACAUCGAACGGUUGGCCAGCCGCUUCCUGCACCCAGAAGUGACUGAGACGAUGGAGAAGGGUUUCUCCAAAUAGCAUUCUCAGAGUAUGGGGAGGUGCCCAACGCCAGUCCGCGGCUGAACGUCACACAACGUGUGUUCUCCUGCUGUAGUUGGGCUCAUAAUAAUAGCUGCCAGGUACCUGGCUCUGGCUGGGUGCUAGGCACCACUCACAGCCUGACCUGGGUUUGCUUCCACACCCUUGGAAGAGGUGAGCCAGCACAGCGGAGGUGAUGCAGUGGCAGAGCCCCAGUUGGAGUCCAGCAGCCUCUGAAAGUGCCUUGAUGUGACAAGGAGGAAGGGGCUGCCUGGAGAGCUGAGCUCUCGUGUCAUAUUUAGCCCACUGAGAAUAUACACUCAAGCAACUCCCUCCCAAGCCUGAAAGGGGAAGCAGCUGUCACCUGACCUCUGGCGGGUCCAGCAUAACCCUCAGCUCACCGCUGCAGGAGGCCAAGUUGCAGCCAGCCCUGGCUCCCCCAGCUGCUACAGCCAGUGUGCGUUCUACAAAUGGAAAAGCAGGUUGGGGUCAGGGAGUGAGAAAGUCACCCCAGUUCUCUGAUGUGACUUCGGGCAAGUCUCAGUGCCACUUUGCUCCCCAGCCACAGACUCUAUACAGUGAGGGCCACUUCCCGAUCUGAGUCAGUGUCCGCUGCCCUUACCCCAGCCCAGGGUGGGGAGUGUUAACAGUGCUCUUCUCCCUUCUGUUCAGUAAACAAACUGAAGCCAAAAACAAAGCGUGGCCAAGUGUGACCCAGAGAUGGGUGGCCUGGCCUUUGGUGACACAGCUCUUCUCUGGGGCACCCUGUCUGCUUGUCUCCUCCUCCAGGAAGCAUUAGGGCUGAUGGGUGACUCAGCAAGGCAGUGUCAGAGCUGGGACUGGUGGAGGCGUUCAUCCUCAUCCCCAGCACUUGCCUCCGUGUGGAAGACGAACACAUCCCAGCCACCUGUGCAGACGGGCUCACUUCGUAUGCUCCUUUUUGCCUGAGAGGAAACCUUGGGGUGCCAAGGUGGGGGCAGAAGCAUGGGCUGGGUUCCACUUCCUCCUCCACCCUGCCCUGCACGUGGGCACUAGAGGACAUUGAAGCACCUGCUCCUUGGAGGAGGCCC